Molecule: messenger RNA, 2519 nt
Organism: Manihot esculenta (cassava)
Lineage: Eukaryota; Viridiplantae; Streptophyta; Magnoliopsida; Malpighiales; Euphorbiaceae
Product: cytokinin dehydrogenase 5
Exons: 5
Coding region: 416-2035 (539 amino acids)
Biological process (GO): cytokinin metabolic process
Molecular function (GO): cytokinin dehydrogenase activity; FAD binding
Source: RefSeq, a predicted model, not a curated record
CCCCCCUCCUUCUCUCUCUACAUUCUUCCCAGAUCGAGCAAAGAAAGAAAAAAUAAGCUCUAAUGUUGUUGAAUUUCUUUUAGUUCAAUUCCUCUGCUUCUCUUCUUUACAUACGUAUGUGUAUCUGCAGAGGCAUGAGUGUGCGUUAUCUUUGCAACUGCUACGUGAAAAAAGGCCAAGAGCUAGAGAUUAAAGAGCACCAAAUCUUUAAAGCGGAAUCCCGCUUACGUUAGCUCCCACAACAUUUUGUUCUCUUCCUCCUCCUCCUCCUCCUCCUCUUCUUUAUUUACUACAUCCACAACUACCCAACUCCGCCGCCUGCCUCUUCUCUCCGCCGGUGUGCGCAUUUUUUCUAACCCUUCACAGCUUUUUCUAUCUUAUAGUAGUAGAAGAUAAAACAAAGACGCAUUUACAAAUGGAAAUUAAUAAGCUUCUUUUGACAUUUGCUAUUUGUCGGUUGAUCGUAACCGUGGGGUUGACCGUGGACCCCGCGGAGCUUCUCCGGCUAGGAGUCGACGGUCAACUAAGUGUUGACCCCUCAGACGUGGAAAUCGCUUCUGUCGAUUUCGGCUUGCUUAGCCGAGCCGAGCCUAUGGCAGUAUUGCACCCAGCUUCUGCAGAAGACAUAGCACGGCUUGUUCGCUCUGCUUAUAAUUCAGCUACUGGAUUCACGGUGUCUGCUAGAGGUCAUGGGCAUUCCAUAAAUGGCCAAGCACAGACGAGUAGUGGUGUAGUGAUUGAGAUGAGCCGCCGCCGGUCUAGAGGAAGUCAGCUCGGCUUCGGCAAUCCGAAUCCUCCUCAGGUUUCAGUGAAAGAGAUGCAUGCGGACGUGUGGGGAGGAGAGCUUUGGAUAGAUGUAUUGAGGAGUACACUAGAGUAUGGACUCGCACCAAAAUCAUGGACAGAUUACUUGUACCUUUCAGUUGGUGGUACCUUAUCUAAUGCAGGGAUUAGUGGGCAAGCUUUCAAUCAUGGUCCUCAAAUCAGCAAUGUUCAUGAACUCGACGUCGUUACAGGUAAAGGUGAGAUCUUGACAUGUUCAGAGGAUGAAAACUCAGAGCUGUUCCAUGCCGUUCUUGGUGGUUUGGGUCAGUUUGGCAUCAUCACUAGGGCCAGAAUUUCUCUUGAACCUGCUCCCCAAAGGGUGAGGUGGAUCAGAGUACUGUACUCCAGCUUUUCGUCUUUUGCCAGAGACCAAGAGUAUCUAAUUUCUCUGUAUGGAAACCCACCAACCCAAAAAUUCGAUUACGUUGAGGGUUUUGUUAUUGUAGAGGAAGGUCUCAUUAAUAAUUGGAGAUCCUCUUUCUUUUCUCCUCGAAACCCAGUCAAGAUUAGCUCUAUUGCUGCUGAUGGUGGUGUGCUUUAUUGCUUGGAAAUCACCAAGAAUUAUCACCAAUCCAAUGUGGACACUAUUGAUCAGGAAGUAGAGUCUCUGUUAAAGAAGCUGAAUUUCAUUCCAUCAUCAGUGUUCACGACGGAUCUGCCUUACGUGGAUUUCUUGGACAGAGUCCACGACGCCGAGUUGAAGCUUCGGUCUAAAGGUUUGUGGGACGUUCCUCAUCCUUGGCUCAACCUCUUUGUCCCUAAAUCAAGGAUCGCUGAUUUUGACAAGGGAGUCUUCAAGGGCAUUUUGGACAAUAAAACAAGUGGACCCAUCCUUAUUUACCCCAUGAACACAAACAAGUGGGAUCAGAGGAGCUCCGCGGUGACGCCCGAUGAGGACGUGUUUUAUUUGGUGGCGUUUUUAAGAUCAGCUCUGGAUAAUGGAGAGGAGACCCAGACAUUGGAGUAUCUAAGCAAUCAGAACCGUCAGAUACUCAGAUUCUGUGAUGAUGCAGGGAUCAAGGUGAAGCAAUAUUUACCUCAUUACACUACUCAGCAACAGUGGGUGGACCACUUUGGUGAUAAGUGGUCCCAGUUUUACAAGAAGAAAAUGGAAUUUGAUCCCCGGCGCAUUUUAGCAACUGGCCAACGUAUAUUCACGCCCUCCUUUCUAGCUUCUUCAUCUUCUUCUGCUAACGUGGCCCCGUGGUAAUCGAGUUGACGACACGCACAGAUAUUUUUACUUACAGUACACCACCUAAUAUAGCAUAUACUGACUUAGGAAUAUCUUGUACAUGAGGGCAAUAUGGGAAAUCGAAAUAGUUAAUAAUGAUAUUAUUAUUAAGGAUUUAAUAGGAGAAAAUGGGAAAGGGUUUUGUUUUUACAGUGGGGUGGGGCUGUGGAGGAUAUGUUGCCUGUAUGGGUGCAAUUGAGAUCAGACGGAGGAGAGAGGGAUGGGGUCCAGAGAUGAUGGAGGAACACAUGUCAUGUCAUGUAGUUGACUGGAGUGACUGACCCCUGUGAUCUCGACCGGUCGUCUGCAGCUUCUUUAAGCACAGCUCAUACUAUGGUGGUUCCAGUUCCAUCCUUUUGGCUGUUUUUAACCCUUUUGGCUUUCUACCAAAUUCAACCACCAUGUAAUUUGCUUGUAGUUAAAAUAUUAUUUUGUCAUCUUAAGAAAUUACUAAUUAGCAAUC